AGAGGUAGAUCAGGGUGAUAAGAAAUGCAGGUAAGUGCAUUGUUACAGUAACUCCCUCUAACAAUUACAUUAACUGGGAGAGGGUCUCCAUGGCAACACUGCCUAUGAAUUGCCCAUUGUGACUCUGCUUUUAAAUAAGGCAUUGACUUCACUGUCUACUUUAUACUCCCACAGGUUGCGAAUAAAAUAAGAAACCAGUUCAAUGGCUCCUAAAAAGCCACCAGAUAAGCCGGAGAAAGCUGAACCACCCGCAGGAGACAAGGCCGCAAAAGCACCAGGAGAACUAACACCUUUGCAGGAAAAAGUGAAAAAGUUCUUCGAAUCUUCAUAUUCCCUGUAUGUUGGCGUAGUGCUUGUGAUGGGCUCCGUUAUAGGGGCAAUAAUGCUGACCUAUCUGUAUGUUAAGGAAGUGCAAAGGAGAGCCAUAUUUGAAGAAGGAACGACAAAGAUUCUGCAAAUGGUAGAAGACACCUUUCCGGAUCUUUUUGAGGCAGAUGAUAUCACAAAAUUCAAGAAAGCUGAGAAUAUAUCUGCAGCAAUAUCCGAAGAGAAAAAGAAAAUCAGUGAACUACAGCAGGCUAUUAGUGACAUUCACCACAGGUUACGUGAGGAAUGGAUUGUUUGGCAUGGAGCCCUAUAUAUAUUUGACUUCAUUGCCACCCCAAGGACUUGGAAACAGUGCAUACAAUACUGCGAAAGGAUGAAAUACGAUACAAGAUUGUUAUGUGUUGAAAGUGAUGAGGAGCAGGCCUUUGCUGUAUCCAUAGUGAAGCCCAGACCGACCGAUUAUUUUAUUGGAAUUAACAUGGUAGGCUCAGAUUGGCGCUGCUAUCAAAAGGGCUUUCGCCUGGAUAAACUCUACUGGGAUUCUAAUCGUCCAAGAAAUAAAGGUCCUGCAAAACCAGAUUCGAACAACUGUGUCAUCAUCACAAGGGGCUGUGAAAAUAUUUAUUCGUGUUGGCAUGAUGUUUUGUGCCAAGGCCUAAAACGGUGCGUCUGCAAAAGGAAACCUAUUAAAAAGUGGAUGAAAUAAUUGAUAAUCUGCACUCUACACCACCUUGUCAAUCCUGCUAUUCCGAGGCUGGAAAAGAGCCAUUGUUUUACACCUGCAAAGGCUUAGUUGGGCAGUGAAAUAAAGUGUGGAAGAAUUCAGUCUGUGUACGUUUCAAUAGAUUAACUGUGUGUAUCUACCUAGCAAUGUUAGAACAGAUAGAUCUGGUUUCUAGUUUGUCCUUUUGAUUACUGAUAUCUUGCAAGGUCUGCAAAGGACUCCUGUGAUAUUAGAUCAAAGUUUAUCUAACAGGAUCACAGCCUUCUCUUUCCUGAAGCUUUUAGGGUAGAAAUUGUUUAUUCAAUUCUCUCCAGACUAGGCACUGUUUUCCUUUCGUGUAAAGACAGAGUCACAUGAGGUUGCAUGCUAGAAUAGUGUGGCAGGAGAGGGUGGAAAGUGUCGCAAGAAGAUUCAAGGACAAUCAAAGAAACAUUUCAGCAUUUGAGUGUAGUAUAGUCAAGUAUUGUAUCGUAUUCACCUUUCCAGUGUAUUCUAGCUGAUUUCAUGCAUAUAUCCUUUUCCUGCUGACACUACUGCAGUGAUAUUACAACAGGUGUCAAGGAUCCAGGGGACAGAAGUUGAACUUUUGUCAUUGUUA
This is a messenger RNA of Podarcis muralis (Common wall lizard), 1649 nucleotides long. The record is from RefSeq and is a predicted model, not a curated record. NCBI's taxonomy places the organism in Eukaryota, Metazoa, Chordata, Lepidosauria, Squamata, Lacertidae.